UACUUGUCCCAGUUCACUUUUGCCUCAUUUUGGCCCAGUACCACCAUACACUGUACACUCACAGCCGCAUUCGUGUCACGACGACCACCUUCUCCUGCAGCACUGGAAACGGGUUGUGUUGGUGGUUGUGCUGCAGGUACAGUACAUGAGUUGUGGGUAAUACUAUCAGGCUACACGGCCGUCGACGUGAUCCUGGUCGAGCCCUGCGUGCAGACAGGCAACACCGCAGGAGCUUCAGUCGCAGUACUACCUUCUGUCAAAAAAAAACUACCUCUAGAUAACUGCCUCCCUUGGUCGCCCACUAUGGGCACUCGUCCACCGCUCAACGCCCACGAGACUCUCGAUGCUACGGAGCUGACCGGAACGCUGAGCCUAGACGGCGUCGCGGCCCUAAGGCAGAAUGGAGGCUCGCGGAAGGCUCAGCACGCCAGUAAGGAUGCCAUCAUCGAGGAAUACGGGCUUGUCGUCGAACCGUCUGACACCGCGCCAUCUGAUCACCCCGACUCCGACCCCGACGACGGCGACGAAGACUCCGACCUCAUCGAAAGCUACGAUGACCUCCAGGUCGACCCCGACACACUCAUCGUCGAAACUCGAUCAAGCCUCGAUAUUGGCUUGCGCCCGUCCAACGGAACCAUGAACACCUCAUCCGCUUACGCCAAGCGACCCAACAUGGACGCGAGGAGACGCAGUAGCAUUCAGAUCAAACUGGAGAGGACAGACAAGAGGGGGCGAUACAUCCUUACCGCAGACGAUCCCGCUAUCAAGGACAUCUUGCGCAAAGGCAUGGAGCGGGAAGAGGAGGAGAAGGGAGGGAAGAAGAGGAUGCGCUUCCGAGACUUGGUCUUCACACGACAGUUCACCACCUUCGAUCGGCAAAACCCACUCGCUGCCGAAAGUCCCUUCUUCGGCUUCUUCACCCUCUUCUGGAUCUGCAUGGCCCUGAUCUUUUUUCAAGUCGCCAUGAAGAACUGGAGAGAAUACGGCAGUAUACUAGGAGGCAACCAGGUCUUGAAGUUGAUGAUGUCUCGGGAUCUCAUUCUCCUCGGCGUCACCGACCUGGUCAUGUGCCUGGCAACGCUGGAAGGAUAUGUCUUCCAGAAAUUGGUGCAGUACUGCUGGAUCAACUGGGCACGAACAGGCUGGAUUAUACAAAAUGUAUGGCAAUGUCUGUACCUCGGAGCUGUUGUUGCCGUUGCAUACUAUCGCGACUGGCCCUGGACCCACACCAUCUUUGUAGUCCUCCACGGUCUGGUCUUCGUGAUGAAACAGCACAGCUAUGGCUUCUACAACGGAUAUUUGUCCAAUGUGUGCCGCCGAAAGGUGCUGCUAGAAGCAAAACUGGAAGAGCUGGAGAGACUAGAGCCACUGCAAUCACCACCUACAAGCCCAAUUUCCGAGAGCGCGGACUUGCUAUCCUCUGGAGUGGACCUUGGUCAGAUGGCAGCCAACGUCAAACGCCGUCUGUCAAUGGGACCUAAAACGUCUCUCAACCUUCAGACGGAACAAUCCGAUGUUGCCACUGUAGCCUCAGCCAUCUCUUCCGGCAAAAGACUGACCUCGGAACAGAUGGAACUCAUGGUCAACAUUAUCAAAAACGAAAUAUCGGAACUCGACAAAGAGCUCCGAGGCAAAGCGGAGAGCCCCGAAAAGGCCUAUCCACAUAACCUCACUCUCUACAACGCAAGCGAAUGGAUAUGCCUUCCCACUCUCGUGUAUGAACUCGGCUAUCCCCGUCAAGAAAAGAUCAACUGGUGGUACGUUCUCGAAAAGACCACGGCCACCUUUGGUAUCCUCUGUAUCAUGCAAGUCAUUUCUCAGGGUUACAUCUAUCCUCUCGUCCGCAAGACCGUGGACAUGAAAGAAGCAGGAAUGACUCUCGACCAACGGUGGAAAGAAUUCCCCUUCAUCGUGUCGGACAUGCUAUUCCCCAUGCUUGUCGAACAGCUGCUCACCUGGUAUCUCAUCUGGGAAUGUAUCCUCAAUGUCCUCGCCGAAGUCACAUGCUUCGCCGACCGCGGCUUCUACGGCGAUUGGUGGAACUCCGUGACAUGGGAUCAAUACGCUCGAGACUGGAAUCGACCUGUCCACAAUUUCUUACUUCGACACGUCUACCAGUCGAGUAUUAGUGCAUUCCGACUGAGCAGGACCGAAGCUACAUUUGUGACGUUUCUGUUGAGUGCACUCGUACAUGAAAUGUGUAUGGCUGUCCUAUUCCGGAAAGUUCGAGGGUAUCUGUUUAUGAUGCAAUUGACGCAGAUGCCUCUGGCCAUGAUCAGUAAAACGAAGCUUCUCAAAGAUAAAGUCGUGUUGGGCAACGUGAUUUUCUGGUUUGGGCUGUUCAUUGGGCCGAGUCUGUUGGCGAGCUUGUAUUUGAUUGUGUAGUCAUCGGAAGCGUUUCUUCGGGGAACAUAAGUGACGAUGUACGAUUAGUAUAGGUGUGUGUAUGUACCUAUGUAUGAUGUGAGAGAG
Molecule: messenger RNA, 2472 nt
Organism: Sphaerulina musiva SO2202
Lineage: Eukaryota; Fungi; Ascomycota; Dothideomycetes; Mycosphaerellales; Mycosphaerellaceae
Exons: 1
Coding region: 304-2385 (693 amino acids)
Biological process (GO): ergosterol metabolic process
Cellular component (GO): endoplasmic reticulum membrane
Molecular function (GO): ergosterol O-acyltransferase activity
Source: RefSeq, a predicted model, not a curated record